This is a messenger RNA of Eruca vesicaria subsp. sativa (arugula), 3184 nucleotides long. Lineage: Eukaryota; Viridiplantae; Streptophyta; Magnoliopsida; Brassicales; Brassicaceae. The record is from the annotation of a GenBank genome assembly.
AGAAAAUUCAAACUUCCAACACUCUCUUUUUGAAAUUAGCUCUGCCGACCGUUUAGAUUUUCUUUCCUUUUAAUUCAAACAUUAUUUCUCCAAUCUCUGUCUGAGCUUACAGUGUAGAUUUGUAUUUGUAACCAAUCUGGGAUUUGAGUUUUAAUUUUUGUGUGUCGGACUAUUACGCUUCGAGAUCUGAUCAACUUGAAGCUUCGCGAUUGGGGUGGUAUCUCUCUUAUUAUGGAAAGUGAGUGUACAACAACGAGCUCAACAACCCCUCCUCCUCCUCAGGGGGGGAUUACUGAAGGGAACUCAAAAUCGCGUCAAGGGAGGACUAGUGGCCCUGCAAGACGUUCUACACGAGGUCAAUGGACUGCAGAAGAGGAUGAGAUUUUGACAAAAGCUGUCCAUAGUUUUAAAGGAAAAAACUGGAAGAAGAUUGCUGAAUUUUUCAAGGAUCGAACUGAUGUCCAGUGCCUCCAUAGGUGGCAGAAGGUCCUUAAUCCUGAACUUGUUAAAGGUCCUUGGACCAAGGAGGAAGAUGACAUGAUCGUUCAGCUAAUCCAAAAAUAUGGGCCCAAGAAGUGGUCCACUAUUGCUCGGUUUUUGCCUGGCCGUAUUGGAAAGCAAUGUCGAGAGAGGUGGCACAAUCACCUCAAUCCUGCCAUAAACAAGGAAGCUUGGACUCAAGAAGAAGAGCUGGUUCUCAUUCGUGCUCAUCAAAUCUACGGUAAUAGAUGGGCAGAGUUAACAAAGUUCUUGCCUGGAAGGUCAGAUAAUGGAAUUAAAAACCACUGGCACAGCUCAGUUAAGAAGAAACUCGAUUCCUAUAUGUCAUCUGGCCUUUUGGAUCAGUACCAAGCCAUGCCUUUAGCUCCUUAUGAUAGAGCUUCCGCGUUACAGUCUGCUUUUAUGCAGAGUACUAUGAAUGGUAAUGGCUGUGUAAGUGGACAGGCAGAGCAAGAAAUAGAAAACCGUCAGAUUUCAAGCAUGGCUGGCUGCUCUAUAUCUGCAGAACAUUAUCAAAAUGGUAUAAUGAACAUGAGGCAACAUUUCCAGCCCUGUGAAAACUCUCAGUAUUAUUAUCCAGAACUGGAAGAUAUCUCAGUCUCCAUCUCAGAAACAUCUUAUGACAUGGAGGACUGUUCACAGCUUCCUGAUCAUAAUGUCUCGGCUUCCACGAGCCAGGAUUACCAAUUUGACUUUCAGGAUCUGUCGGAGUUGCCGAUGACAUACACAAAGGAGGGGAAGGAAUCCUCUCUAGGGGCUCCAAGCUCCACAUCAAAUAUAGAUGUGUCUGCUUACACCAACACUUCAAACGUUCUGACAUCUGAAACGGAAUGCUGCAGAGUUCUUUUCCUUGAUCAAGAGAGUGAAGGGCUCAGUGUUUCUAGAUCUUCAACCCAAGAGUCACACGAGGUUGACCAGGGAGACAGUCAAGGUCCUGUUUUGUGUGCAUCAGCUUCAGACAGCCAGAUUUCAGAAGCUACAAAAUCUCCUAUGAAGAGCUCUUCUUCAACGUCCAUUGCAACACCUGCCUCAGGCAAAGAAACUCUUCGGCCAGCUCCCUUAAUCAUAACACCCGAAAAGUAUUCCAAGAAGUCAUCCAGAUUGAUAUGUCAUCCUUUCGAGGCAGAACCAGACUGCAGAACAAAUGAAAAUGGUAGCUUCAUAUGCAUCAAUGAUCCUUCAAGCUCUACUUGUGUUGAUGAAGGGCCUAAUAACUCCAUCGAAGAAGAUCAAUCUUAUCAUUUGAAUGAUUCCAAGAAGCUGGUUCCAGUGAACGAUUUUGCUUCUCUGGCAGAAGUUAAGCCAAACGCUCUUUCUAAGCAUGAACCAAACAUGUCAAGCGAGCUGCAGCAUGAGGAUAUGGGAGCAUCAUCAAGUCUUUGUUUUCCAAGCCUGGACCUACCUGCUUUCAACGAUCCGAUGCACGAUUAUAGCCCUCUUGGGAUACGCAAGUUACUGAUGUCCACCAUGACGUGCAUGAGCCCACUUAGACUGUGGGAGUCUCCCACUGGAAAAAAGACGUUGAUUGGUGCAAAAUCAAUCCUGAGGAAACGCACCCGUGAUCUGCUGACACCGUUAUCUGAGAAGAGAAGUGAUAAGAAGCUUGAAACUGAUAUAGCAGCUACUCUGGCAAAAGAUUUUUCACGCCUGGAUGUGAUGUUUGAUGAGAGUGAGAGUCGAGAAUCUAUCUCUGGAGCCAAUCUUGGAGAUAAGGAAAACCAUUUUCAAAUAUUAAAUGGAGAAGGUGAAGAGAAUCGGAGGGGUGAGCCUACUUCACUUGUCUUGGAGGCAAAUGUUCAACAUGUUGAAAGUUUCUCUGGUGUUCUUUCUGAGAGCAAUACCAACAAGCAAGUUAUGUCUCCUCCUGGUCAAUCAGUAACCAAAGCAGAGAAGGCACAAGUCUCAACCCCAAGAAAUCACUUGCAGAGAACUCUCAUGGGUACUUCUAACAAAGAACAACACUCUUCUGCAAGUCUUUGUUUGGUCAUUAAUUCGCCUUCUCGAGCCAGAAACACCGAGGGUCAUCUUGCUAACAACGAGACAAACAAUGAGAAUUUCAGCAUAUUCUGUGGAACUCCGUUCAGGAGAGGUCUUGAAUCUCCAUCAGCCUGGAAAUCUCCGUUUUAUGUAAACUCUCUCUUGCCCAGCCCAAGAUUUGACACAGACAUAACUAUCGAGGACAUGGGCUACAUUUUCAGUCCUGGGGAGAGAAGCUACGAGAGCAUAGGAAUGUUUACACAGAGAAAUGAGCAAACAAGUGCAUUCUCAGCAUUCAAUGCAAUGGAAAUUUCACUCUCGCCAAAUACUAAUGAUGCAAGGAAGAUGAAGGAUUUGGAUAAAGAGAAUAAUGAUCCUCUAAUGGCGGAGGGUAGAGUGCUGGACUUCAACGAUUGUGAGUCUCCCACCAAGUAAGAGAAGAAGUCUCAUCCUACCACUUGAAGGGAUGUAGGUAAAAAGGGCCAGAACCUUCUCCUCAAUACAUAAUAUUCAUUCAAUGCACAUACAUGAACAUGUAUAAACAAUGUAUGUGCAUCUUCUAUAAACAGAGCUUGUCCCCGCUUGGAUCUGAUUCUCUCUUCUUCUUUUUUUCUUACUAGUGAGUCAACUUGAUUGAAUUUAUGUAGAUUCUGUGUUCAAAACAUAGUAUAUAUAUAUAUACAUCUUUCAUAUCGCCUGCAUUAAG